CUCACUCCUGGCCACUCUCCGCAUUUCGUACUGGAAGGCUAGGCACUCGUGUAUCUCAUAUUGCUGUUUUUUGCCAGGUUGGACGGAAACAAUGAAUACCGCUCUCAUUUUACUUCCAUUGGCCGCUCUGCUCGCGAUUGCAGAGUCGUCGGUUCUCAGGCGUCGGGAGUUAUCUGAAGAGGAGCAGUUUGUGAACUUAAUUCAAACCACCUGCAUUGACCCCCUGAACCUAACGGAAGAAGAAUCGGCUGCAGUUGAAAAGCUUAUGGACAUGGACGACGACGACAUGACUAUGGAAAGCGCGGAAGACCUCGAGAGAUUGAUCGAGCAAGUGGCACCCAACGAAGCCGUGGCGAAUUCCCUCAAACCGAAAGUCGCCACAGUCAUUGCAUGCGUGGCAGGGGAACUCCUGAAGAUUCUCGGACUUCAGCGUUAGGGGUGGCCACCGCUACCAUACGCUGGUUCGCAGGACACAAGGUUUCUGCAGCCUGGGGAAAAUAAGGAACAAAUAAACCGGAUAGUUAUAUUAGUGCCAUAGUAUACUCGAAAGAGAUUUGUAUGUCGUUUGGGCAACGUAUAAAGUUGUCAUUUUGCUUUCAUAUUAAUGAGUUUGAGGAUAGAAGUAAGCUGGUUACGUAUUAGUGUUUGUUGUUGUAUGUGUUCAACACAGGUGCAACGCGUCCGCGAUAUCUAAACGGGUUUUUGGUAGAGGACUCCCCGAAUGUGACGUAUCCUCACACAAAGUUAAGGUACCUAUAUAGUAUAUUCAUUCCUUGGUAGGCCGUGUUACCAUCCCGCCAUGCAGGUCUCGACUAGCUAAGAAUGAGUGGUUUCGCCCCCAGCGUGAGAGCCCCAACGAAUGAGGCAUUAAAGAGGGUAUCCAUGGCUUUGGUCUUUACGCAGUUUCAUCAAAUAAAUAUUUAUACAUUUGUAUAUUCA
This is a messenger RNA of Ixodes scapularis (black-legged tick), 939 nucleotides long. RefSeq lists its product as uncharacterized. Bases 92 to 436 code for a protein of 114 amino acids. The transcript is spliced from 6 exons. NCBI's taxonomy places the organism in Eukaryota, Metazoa, Arthropoda, Arachnida, Ixodida, Ixodidae. The record is from RefSeq and is a predicted model, not a curated record.